Molecule: messenger RNA, 1659 nt
Organism: Pyrus x bretschneideri (Chinese white pear)
Lineage: Eukaryota; Viridiplantae; Streptophyta; Magnoliopsida; Rosales; Rosaceae
Exons: 8
Coding region: 218-1342 (374 amino acids)
Source: RefSeq, a predicted model, not a curated record
UUGGUGUGGAAGUUAAACUUGUGGCACCUAACCCCGAAAAAGGUAUAGUUUCCCAUCAGUUGUCCCCUUAAAACUGGAUCUCCAACUUGCAAGUUGGAACUGCGCCUCCUGCUCUCUUUGCAGUGUCUAUAAAUACACGACACAACACAAGCCGAAGCGUGCAGACAGUGAGAGAUAGCAGCGUCCCAAUUCCCAAAUAGCCAGAGGGGCCAGGAAAAUGGGUGCAGAAGCCUUAACCGCCACCGGCAACUCCACCGCGCGAGAGGUUCCUCUGGUACUGGGACUACAGGCUUCCGCCCUCGUCGACCAUGUUGCCCGCGUCGACUGGUCCCUGCUUGAUCAACUCCCCGGCGAGCGUGGUGGCUCCAUUCCUGUUGCAAUUGAAGAGCUUGAGCAUAUAUUGAGUGAGGUGAAAACCCAUGUAAUUUCAUAUCCUGAUGAUUCCUUGCCAAUGAAAACCAUAGCCGGCGGCAGUGUGGCCAAUACAAUCAGAGGGCUGAGUGCCGGUUUCGGAGUCUCCUGUGGGAUAAUUGGUGCCUGUGGAGAUGACGAGCAAGGCCAGUUAUUUAUCAGUAACAUGAGCUCUCAUGCUGUGAACCUCUCCAGAUUAAGGAUGAAAAAGGGACCCACAGCUCAGUGUGUUUGCUUGGUGGAUGCGUUGGGGAACCGGACAAUGCGUCCUUGUCUCUUUAGUGCUGUGAAACUUGAGUCUCAGGCCGAUGACUUGACGAGAGCGGACUUUAAGGGCUCUAAGUGGUUGUUGUUGAGGUAUGGUAUCAUCAAUUUGGAAGUGAUUCAAGCAGCUAUAUCAAUUGCGAAACAAGAGGGUCUUUUUGUGUCCUUAGACUUGGCCAGUUUUGAGAUGGUUCGCAACUUUAGAUCGCCUCUUCUACAGCUGCUGGAGUCAGGGGACAUAGACCUCUGCUUCGCCAAUGAGGAUGAAGCAACAGAGUUGCUAAGAGGUUCCGAGGGUGAACAGAAGGCUGAUCCCGAGGUUGCACUUGAGUUUCUGGCAAAACACUGCCGCUGGGCUGUGGUGACGUUAGGCUCCAACGGAUGUAUAGCAAAGCAUGGAAAAGAGGUCGGAACCUUAAUUGUGCGAGUUCCAGCCAUAGGGAAAUCCAAUGCAGUAGAUGCCACAGGAGCAGGAGACUUGUUUGCAAGUGGGUUUUUGUAUGGACUGGUGAAGGGAUUAUCUCUGGAGGAGUGCUGCAAAGUAGGAUCUUGCAGUGGCGGAUCUGUUAUUCGAUCUCUCGGGGGUGAAGUCACCCCCGAGAACUGGCAAUGGAUGUAUAAGCAGAUGCAGACUAAAGGCCUCGCUCUUCCUCAUAUCACCAAAUGAUUUUUUGUUCUACUAUGUUAUCAGAACAGCGAUUGUUUCGAAGUCCAUGGCUACUAGCCUACUAUAUAUCUUUUCGAAAGCGAAGGGUAAGGGUAUCUAUGGUUGCACUUGAAGCUGACUUAACGACUGCAUACGAUUACGAUGGAAGAACAUCAGGAAGAGGAACCUGAACAGUUUUUUAGGCUUUUCUUGUAACUCUUGUUUUUGCUUUUGGUUUAAACCUGCAAUCCUGAAUAAUUAUGUGUUGAUUUACUACAUGUUUUUGCAAGUUUUUACUUGUUAUUAUGGAAGUUGUAGUGUCGUUCCCAUUCUUUCAA